AUGUUCACCACGGUGAUGAACCGAUACCAGCAAGAAGAACCGGCCCUGAAGCUUUUUCAUUUGCGAAACUGCCUUGUCGGAAAGGCGGCUGGUAUCAUCGACGAUGAGCUGGUAAACAACAACGACUACGAAGCUGCCUGGAAGGUUCUCACUCAGCGGUAUGAAGACAAAAGAGUGGUUGUGGAUAAGCACAUUGAAAACCUUUUCAGCUUACCCAAGAUCAACCAGGACAAUGCUUCGAGCCUUCGUAAAGUGAUUGACACCUGCACUAAAAACGUUGAGGCGUUGAAGAAUCAGAACCUUCCGUGGCCCAUCUCGAGCGAACAGGUGCUGGCCGACCCUACCUUCAACAGAAGAGGACCUGUCGAUAUGCUGUUUGGCGCUGGAAGUUUUUGGAACCUGAUGCUUGACGGCCGAUGUGAACUCGGCCCGAACCGACCUACGCUGCGAUACACAAAGCUGGGUUGGAUCGCUGGAGGUGUGAUCGCGAGCGACACGACGGUCGUUGCGCGUACACUUUGCCAAACUGCUGACGAUGAGCCGCUCAUCGAACUGCUGAGGAACUUCUACAAGGUAGAAUCCUGCGACGAGCUCAGCCCUUCCCCGAAGGCGGAUGACGAAGUGUGCCUGGAACACUUCCGGCGCACACACGAGCGAACUGAGGAGGGACGGUAUGUAGUACGAUAUCCGUUCAACGAACGUAAACGCGAGCUUGGCGGCUCGCGAGACACAGCGCUGCGACGUUUUCUGGUUUUGGAGCGAAAACUUGACAAGCAGCCGGACUUAAAGGAGCAAUAUUCGCGGUUCAUCCGAGAAUAUGAGGAUCUCGGACACAUGCGCGAGAUUGUGGAAACACCCAAUGACGACCCAGGAUCGGUGUUUUAUCUACCGCACCACUGCGUGCUGCGGCCUACGAGCACGACAACCAAGCUGCGAGUCGUGUUUGAUGGAUCAGCGAAGACGUCAACCGGCGUCUCGAUCAACGACGUUUUGUUGACUGGACCGACGGUUCAGAACGAUCUUACUGCAAUUUUGCUUCGUUUCAGAGGAUUUCAGUACGUCUUCACACUCGACAUUCCGAAGAUGUUUCGUCAAGUGGUGGUCCAUCCGGAUGACACAAGGUACCAGCGAAUCUUUUGGAGGUACAAUCGGAACGACCCACUUACGGUGCGAGAGCUGCUGACAGUUACGUAUGGCUUGGGACCUUCCCCGUUUCAAGCAACCAUGGCUCUGAAGCAAGCUGCAGAAGAUCAUCACGAUGAGUUCCCAAGGGCCGCAGAGGUGGUCAAUAGGGAGACAUACAUGGAUGAUAUCCUGACUGGUGCCGAUACCCUUGCUGAGGCUUGCCAACUACAGCGAGAUGUGACUGGACUACUAGCGAAAGCCUGCUUCAGCGCUCACAAGUGGUGCGCCAACCAUUCAGAUAUCGUUUUUGGUGUAGCUGAAGAACAUCGAGGAGACACUUUCGAGGUUACGGACGACACCUCGAAGACCAUCGUUAAGACACUGGGCGUGACAUGGAACCCGUUGGAGGACUGGUUCUCGGUGUCCGUUCCUGACUUUGACAACCCAGAAGGAAUGACUCGAAGGAAACUUCUGAGUCAACUGGCCAAAAUCUUCGACCCACUUGGAUUCUUUGGCCCAGUAAUCACCUACGCGAAGCUGAUCUUGCGAGAAGUAGGUGAACUACAAAUCGAUUGGGACGACUCCAUCCCAACCGAAAUCGACGAGAAGUGGCGAAACUUUCGGACCGAGAUGACAUCACUGAGGGAAAUCCGAGUUCCGAGAUGGAUUUCCUGGAAGGAUGUGUUCCAGCUGAGACUACAAGGGUUCGCUGACGCAUCCGACCAAGCCUACGGUGCCUGCUUGUACGUGCAGGGCACUUUCACCGACAAGGAGUCCAAGAUGCAGCUUGUUUGCAGCAAGUCUCGGAUCCUACCGAAAAAACGAAGUCCGAAGGAGAAGGCCAUCACGACCCCUCGAGCCGAACUGUUAGCGGCACUGUUACUGGCUCGAAUGGUCGUGAAGUUCCUGAACGCUACGGAGCUUAAGUUUGAAUCAGUACAUCUUUGGAGCGACUCCAAAAUCGUCUUGGCUUGGGUCAAGAAAACGCCAGAACUACUGCAGACAUACGUAUCAAAUCGGAACGAUUGCGCUACGAAAAAGAUCACCAACUAUUGCGUCGACAAGGGUAUUGACUGGUCGUUCAUACCACCACGAAGCCCACACUUUGGUGGCAUUUGGGAGGCUGGUGUGAAGCAGGUCAAAUACCACCUAAAACGUAUUGUUGGCGAUAGGAAGCUGUCUUACGAGGAGCUUUACACGACAUUGACCCAGAUGGAAGCGGUACUAAACUCUCGUCCCUUGGUAUCGAGUUCAGAUGACCCAUCCGACUACACUGCGAUUACGCCUGCACAUUUCCUGAUCGGACGUGAGAUGCAGACGGUUCCUGAACCUGACUACUCUACCUUGAAGGAAAAUCAUCUCUCACGAUGGCAGUUAGUGCAGUCCAUGCUGCAACACUUCUGGAAACGAUGGACCGCCGAGUAUUUGCCGGAGCUGCAGAAUCGAUCGAAAUGGCUGAAGCGGAAGGUGAUUAAAGUAGGAUCACUUGUGCUACUAGCUGACCAGAAUGCGCCACUACUGCAGUGGCCACUUGCCAGAAUCGUUGCCGCACACCCUGGAGACGAUGGUACAAUUCGUGUCGUUACCGUUAAGACGGCGAAUGGAGCGGAAUUCAAGCGUGCGGUAACUGAGGUCUGUUUUCUACCGUUAGACGAGGAUGAAAAUUGA
This is a messenger RNA of Anopheles gambiae (African malaria mosquito), 2793 nucleotides long. RefSeq lists its product as uncharacterized. Gene Ontology annotation, molecular function: nucleic acid binding. Lineage: Eukaryota; Metazoa; Arthropoda; Insecta; Diptera; Culicidae. Bases 1 to 2793 code for a protein of 930 amino acids. The transcript has 3 exons. The record is from RefSeq and is a predicted model, not a curated record.